AUGCCUAGUCAACUACACAAAGAAGCGGCGUCCAGAUUUGAGGCAAGGAUUGUGAUGCUCGCACAAGAGAUGAACGUUAACAGACAGAUUGCGAAAUGCGGAGCGACUCUUAUGGAUACCCUGAACGAAACAAGCAGGCAGACCGAUCCUGGAAGCCAGCCCGCCACGGGAGAGAAUUCCCAACGGUGGCAUUAG
Molecule: messenger RNA, 195 nt
Organism: Penicillium robsamsonii
Lineage: Eukaryota; Fungi; Ascomycota; Eurotiomycetes; Eurotiales; Aspergillaceae
Exons: 1
Coding region: 1-195 (64 amino acids)
Source: RefSeq, a predicted model, not a curated record